AAUAAUAAUAAAGCAUGAGCGCUAACCAUAACUUGCACCGUCAAAUUUACGAUCAGCAAUGAUUGUGCGAUGAGAAAAACAAUUGAAAAGAAAGUCGAUUAGAAUUUGGUAUCGAGAGUACUUGAGAGGGUCGAAUUCAAACGGUGACCAGAUUUUCGUUCAAAAUUAAUGCGCAAGCUGUACAGUACAUUUGCAAACAUGAAAUUGCUGGUCCAAUCAAUCCAACCAACUGGCAAAACACACUCCGGCACCGUGAUUUUUCUGCAUGGAUCAGGUGACACGGGCAGCAAUCUUGUGGAAUGGAUAAGAUUUCUCAUAGGCAAGGACCUACAAUUUCAACAUCUCAAAGUCAUCAUACCCACUGCACCAGUUCAACCGUACACUCCGUUAGACGGCGAACCGUCACACGUUUGGUUUGACCGACUUGCAAUUAGUAAAAAGGCCAAAGAAUGUCGCACAUCAAUGGAGGCUGCCUAUGAAUAUGUCAACGAACUUAUUCAAACGGAAAAGGAAAACGGAAUUCCACCGAAUCGAAUUGUUAUUGGUGGUUUUUCAAUGGGUGGUGCUUUGGCACUGCAUACAGCAUUGCAUGUGAAUCGUGAGUUGGCCGGUGUAUUCACGUGUUCGUCAUUUUUAAACGAUGAUUCAUUGGUCUUCGAAUCAUUGCGGUCGAAUCAACAAAAUGCCGGCUCCUUGCCAAAUUUACUGAUGUACCAUGGUGAACGUGAUUCGUUGGUGCCCAUGUCUUGGGGCAAAGAGACAUACGAUGAACUGCUUAGCCUUGGUGUCACCGGUGAAUUUAAAACGCUCAAAAAUGCACUACACGAACUGAAAGCCAAUGAAUUACUAGAAAUCCAAGAAUGGAUUUCAAAAUUGGUGCCACCGCUGGAGAGUGACAUCCAAAAUAAAUUGUAGCACUUAUUCAAUUAACUGCUGCUGCAUGAUAUUAGACAAAAUUACGAAAAUAAAGUGGAGACAGGCAGAUUCGCUCUAGGGGAAUAUCACGCUUAAAUUAUUUCAAAUAUUGCAAAAAAUCCAAUUUAUCUCUAAAGAAUCUGUCGUAUGAAAUAUGGUGGAUAUUUGUGAAUACGGCGGAAUAUUGUGGAUUUUUGUGAUUAUGAAUGAUAUUUAAAUGUAUUUAUUCGGAUUUAAUGCAAAAAAUCUCAAAUAUCUCCAAAAUCCACAAAAAUCUGAUUUAUUUAUUCGAAAUAUUCGAAAAUAUGUCAUAAAAUUGAUGUUUAUUUCAAAUAUCUUAAAUAUCUCACAAGAUUCAGGAGCGUGAUAUUCCCCUAGGAUUCGCUUAUUCUAACAGAUCUGGAAUUUUAUUUUUAGCUCAUAAAAUUUAUUUACAACCAAAAAAUCGAUAGAAUAAAUCUUGAAUAGACGCAA
Molecule: messenger RNA, 1389 nt
Organism: Sitodiplosis mosellana (orange wheat blossom midge)
Lineage: Eukaryota; Metazoa; Arthropoda; Insecta; Diptera; Cecidomyiidae
Product: lysophospholipase-like protein 1
Exons: 4
Coding region: 169-915 (248 amino acids)
Biological process (GO): protein depalmitoylation
Cellular component (GO): cytoplasm
Molecular function (GO): palmitoyl-(protein) hydrolase activity; carboxylic ester hydrolase activity
Source: RefSeq, a predicted model, not a curated record